UCUUCAUAUGGGACCCGUUCCAAACCCCUGAUCAUUUUAGUUGCCCUUUUCUGAACCCUUUCCAAGGCCAAAAUAUCUUUUUUGAGAUGACUUGCUUUCUUUUUGAGGACUCCUCCCACUAUCCCGGGAUUUUAAAUAGCCUCCCCAGCUCCAAUGUUCCUGAGAAGCUGAAAACAAGCAGACAAUUUUCAUUGUCUUUAAAGGCGCAGAGAAAAGUUGUGGGCUGGCGUGGGAAGCUAUUUUUACACACACACCCUCCCUCCCCUUUUGCCUUUCAACUUCCUGGUAUUUUUUCUAAGCCUCUCUGUUUACCCAGCUAAUAUAGCCAGCUCUGUAUCACUUGCCGUCUGUUGCCUGGCAUGCACAUUUUCACCUGAGCCCAGCCCAGCCCACCUUGCUCAAAUAUGCAAAGCUGCUAUGGAAAGCAGACACUGGGUGUUCCAGCUGCCAGCUGGAAGCCGGGGCCAGUCUACCUGGUGCAGGUGAAAGUCACCUUGUCCCUAACUCCUCCAGGGAGCUCAGAGAGGCCUGCUUUGCCUUAAGCGAGUCCCCACCUGUCAAUUAUUAGUCAGAUUCUUCACAUUCCUGCCUGCUGGCCUGUGAUGGAAACAUGCCCAACGGGGCUGAAGUCAGCCGGGACUGGCAGACGGACAUGCAGCUCGCUGGGAAGUUGGCGCUUUCCGCGGUGGCUCUGCUCCUCCUGACUGCGGCGUAUCGAUUCUAUAAGGCCCGACCAUCCAGCAGCCUGGAGGGAAGUGAGCUCAUGGAAGCUGACAAUGCCAUGGGGCAGAGAGAAAAGGCUGCAUCCGGAAGGGGAGGUGCAGAAGAAACUCCACAGGGAUUCAGGCACAGGCAAGUCAAUAGCUGUGGGGCGAGGCCAGGCAGCGGCCAAGUGAAUCGAAGGGCGCACCUGGGUGGGACGGCGGUGUUGGGAACAAAGGGCCCGCAAAGCUCCCCUCCCCAGGGGGAUGAAAGGCUGCCGAAUGGGGCGGAGAAAGAGAAGGGAAAGGAGGCUUAUCUGCUGGGCUCGCAAUCCCAGCCACACAAAAAGCCUCCUGUUUCAGAUGGAAAGGGGCAGAGUCCAGGUGUAAUCCCGAGUGCGGGACUGGUGGCUGCAGCAUACGGCACAGACCAGGAGACGCCGGAGGCAGGAACAGGUGCAGGGGGUAAGCAGGACCUUGCUGGUCUGGCAAGCAAAGCUGAUGGCAGCAGUGGGGCCAGCCAGGACGUAGCCUCGCAGCAACCUGGGGUUUGCCUCAGCCCCCGGCACAACCCUUGCGGCGCCAGACUGGGAAAUGCUGCUGAGCUCACAGCAGCUGGCAGAUCCACUCCAAACCCCGAAGAGGAGGAAGCAGGAGCCAUGAGUGAGCGUUUGGCCUGGAAGCAAACGGCCUGGCCUGGCCAGGAGAGGAUUCAGACCCUGCAGGCUAAAUCAGACAUGGGCUUAGCAAUCAACCAAAGCAAUAAUGGCUCAGAGGCCUCCUACACUUUCUCCUCCUUUGCGAAGAUCCAGGUGGAGGAGAACUAUAUUCAAGAGAGGCGGCCCCGGGAAGACGAGGCGUGGCCGCCCGCACCCUCUGCGACUAGCCUGCGCGGGAAAGUCUAUGACUACUACAUCCAGUCCACCUCCCAGUCCGUGUCGAAGGAGCGGCCCCGCUCGUACUCCGGCUCACUCCCCUACCCCGACACGACCCAGACGGAGCUACGGGAUGAGGAGACGUGGCCGCCCCUGUCGAUGCCCCGCCAGCCAGCCAGCGAGUCGGUGGUGGGAGAUGAAGGCAGGGUGUCCCCAGCAGCAAACACCCCCCCUCUCUCUCCCAGUCUCCUGCCUUUCAGACACCCCCCGGAGAGCGGGGAGCUUGCCGACGGGGGGGCUGCCUCUGAGCCGGGCAGCUCCUUCUCACAGGCAGCUGAACCAGACCGCAGGUUCGGCAGGAAAGGGAGUUUCCACCAAAUUGCAGAUCAUCCCGAAUUUCAGGUGCAGAUGGAGGGGUUCGGGGCUUUGACAUUGACACCAGCCAGCAGAAACUCUGUUUCCAGUACUCCCCCUGCCAGCCCUUUCUGCUUGGGCGCCAUUGUUCCUGGAGUGGAGUCUUUUCCCAGCCUCCAGCCUGAUGCAAACAACCAACCCAGGCUGGAACUGGUUGCUGGUGCCAACUUCUUCAAAGUCCCAGUAAGUUUGCAAUCUGCCAUGGACGUCCACCUGGACUUGGGCAACUGCUACGACGUUCUGUGCCUGGCCAAGAAGCAGAGACUGGACAGUCUCCAGGAGGCAGCCUAUAAGGUCAUGAGUGACAACUACCUCCAGGUCCUCAAGACCCAGUCUAUCUACGGGCGCCUCAAUGCCAGGGAGCGGGAGCUGAUCCUGCAGAGGAGGAUGCAGGGCAGGAAGUACGUCACCGUGGCAGACGUCAGCACACAGGAGUGUAAUUUGCACACCAGCAGGCUCUGUUACUAUGACGACGAAGGUGAUGUCUGGCACCAUCUGUCCCAUAUGCCCAUGGAGACUGUGUCUAGGGGCUGUGCCGUCUGCAGCAUGUUCAAUUACCUCUUCGUGGUGGCCGGCUGCGAAGGGCUGGGCCGGCACCAAAAAUCUUCCAACAGGGUCUUCUGUUACAACCCGCUGACCAAUAUCUGGCAGGAGAUCUGCCCGCUCAACCAGGCCAGGCCUCACUGCAAGCUUGUAGCCUUGGAUGGGUACCUCUAUGCCAUCGGGGGAGAGUGCCUCUAUACCGUGGAGAGGUAUGACCCCCGCCACGACCGGUGGACCUUCAUCGCGCCGCUGCCCAACGAUACCUUUGCCGUGGCCCACACCGCGACGGUGUGUGACGGGGAGAUUUACGUGACGGGGGGCACGCUGCGCUACAUGCUGCUGCGGUACGUCAGCCGCUCGGACAGCUGGAAGGUCAGCCUCACCAGCGGGAGCAAGGACAGGACCACGGACAUGGUCACCGCCGGGGGAUUCAUCUACCGCUUCGACCUCAACCGCAGCAUGGGCAUCAGCGUCCACCGCUGCAGCCCGAAAGCUAAACUCUGGUACGAGUGCGCCACCCGACGCAUGCCCUACCCGGCCUGCUUCCAGUGUGCCGUCGUGGAGAACCUGGUCUACUGCAUCAGCCGCCAGUUCCACCUCCGGUUCCUGGCCGACUACGUCUCGCCGCGAUUCGGAAUCAAGGAGUUACAGCUUUUCCCUUCCGCCAGAGGGACCCUCUUCCCUGUCGUCCUGGUGCUGCCUGACAGAGACACAGUGCAAACGAGGGUCUGACAGGAAGCUCAGAACCCCAUCUCUGAUUCUUCUCCUCUGGUCCUAUGCUCCAGGGCCAAAGGCAGCUCCCAGCACCUGCACCACAGAACUCAGAGCCUGCUCAGAGCCAGGAGAUCCAGUUGCAAGGUUCUAUUCAGCCCGUGAUAGAGAUGAUCCAACUAUGGCAUUUGAAGCCACACUGGGUGGAAGGGGCUCUUAUCUGUAGUUCAAGCCCCUCUCUACUUAAAAAGUAGCCUGUGGCCUUUCAUCCUUGCAGGGCAGGGCGGGAGAAAGCUGGCUAAUUAUAUUUCCAUAGCUGGCAAAUGCCUCUCGCUGGCAGUUCCACAGAUGUUGCAAAUAGUCGGUUGGGUGGGUGCAUUUUUGGGGGGGAGGGAAAUAUUUUUUGGACCGGAAAAUAUUUAAAUGCAUGUAAAUUUAGGGGCGGCUUAAAAGCAGGCCUCAGGCUCCCGGGAAGUCGCGAAAGUGGCCGUGGCUGGAGUAAAGUUUGGGACACCGCAAUUUUCCACCGUGCGUGGUGGAUGAUGCAUCCGAAAGGCAACAGAAAAAAACAAUGCAAAGGGAACUCACUCCUGGGAGGUUUAUAGAGCGUGAAGGGGGAGAGGGGGAGACUGAGAGGCCUCCAGAUUGUGUUGUGAUUGACACUGAUGCAAUCCUAGGAUGGCUGUAAGGCA
Molecule: messenger RNA, 3936 nt
Organism: Pelodiscus sinensis (Chinese soft-shelled turtle)
Lineage: Eukaryota; Metazoa; Chordata; Testudines; Trionychidae
Gene: KLHDC7A
Product: kelch domain containing 7A
Molecular function (GO): protein binding
Source: RefSeq, a predicted model, not a curated record